This is a messenger RNA of Cokeromyces recurvatus, 396 nucleotides long. RefSeq lists its product as uncharacterized. NCBI's taxonomy places the organism in Eukaryota, Fungi, Mucoromycota, Mucoromycetes, Mucorales, Mucoraceae. The record is from RefSeq and is a predicted model, not a curated record. The coding region runs from base 1 to 396 and encodes 131 amino acids. The transcript has 2 exons.
AUGUUUGUAAAGACUGAAACAAAGCUGAUCAGUUCUCCAAAGUAUACUUUAAGUGUAAACUAUGCAAGGAAGGUAGUACUGAUAAUGCUAACAUUCUCUGACCACAAAGUCGUAACUUCAGAUAAAAAAAGAGGAAACAAAGCUGCAAUAUCAAACGAGAUAAAAAAGCUGAAAAAAAGAAGAAGAAUAACUACUAUUACUAACAGCAUGGACAAGUGUAAGAAUUGCGAUAAAACCGAACGUAAAUCAGCAAGAUUACCCAACUGCGAGAACCAUAUCCUUAGCAAACAGGAAGUAUUUCACAAGAACCUUGGCCAAAGAUAUCAGACAUUUGCCAGAAAGCUUCCCCUAGAUAAAUGUGUAACAAUUCAGCACCUGAACAAUUUAAAGUCUUAG